This is a messenger RNA of Miniopterus natalensis, 6083 nucleotides long. It is a transcript of the gene ZNF629, whose product is annotated as zinc finger protein 629. The record is from RefSeq and is a predicted model, not a curated record. Lineage: Eukaryota; Metazoa; Chordata; Mammalia; Chiroptera; Miniopteridae.
AUGCUCUGACUCCAGGCUAGAGGGACCCGGGAAGCUGGGGUCACUUCCUGCUCCGUCCCAGUCACCCUGAACUGGUCCCCGGGUCCUCAGCCUGGGAUCACCCCUUGAGAAGGACCCCAGAGUCCUCGGCAUCUAGCCCGCCACCCCCCAGGCAGGGCAUUCAAGGGGUUAAGUCCCCUGGGGCUGGAUUCUGCCUUCUGCCUUUCCCAGACCCCAGAGCCGGUCCCUGGAACACUGGGCAGCCCUGAGCUCUGGGAUGGAGCCUGAAGCGGUGCUGUGGGGCCCAGAUCUGCGGGGUCCUGAACAGAGCCCUAAUGAUGCUCACAGAGGUGCCGAGAGUGGGAACGAAGAGGAGAGCCCUCAGCAGGAAAGUUCUGGGGAGGAGAUCAUCUUGGGCGAUCCAGCUCAGAGUCCAGAAUUCAAGGACCCACCAGAGAUGCCCCUGGAGAGACCCUCCCAGGAUCCCUCAGGCCCCCAGGACCCCCCAACUUCACUGGGUCACUCCAACCCCUUGGACCACCAGACUCCUCUUGACUCCCCAACCCCCGAGGUAGUUCCUGCCCCGUCUGACUGGACCAAGGCCUGUGAGGCCAGUUGGCAGUGGGGGACUCUGACCACAUGGAACAGCCCCCCGGUGGUCCCCGCCAACGAGUCCAGCCUGCGGGAGCUGGUGCAAGGCCGCCCCUCCGGGGCUGAGAAGCCCUACAUCUGCAACGAGUGCGGCAAGAGCUUCAGCCAGUGGUCCAAGCUGCUGCGGCACCAGCGCAUCCACACGGGCGAGCGGCCCAACACCUGCUCCGAGUGUGGCAAGAGCUUCACGCAGAGCUCGCACCUGGUGCAGCACCAGCGCACGCACACGGGCGAGAAGCCCUACAAGUGCCCGGACUGCGGCAAAUGCUUCAGCUGGAGCUCCAACCUGGUGCAGCACCAGCGCACGCACACGGGCGAGAAGCCCUACAAGUGCACCGAGUGCGAGAAGGCCUUCACCCAGAGCACCAACCUCAUCAAGCACCAGCGCUCACACACGGGCGAGAAGCCCUACAAGUGCGGCGAGUGCCGGCGCGCCUUCUACCGCAGCUCGGACCUCAUCCAGCACCAGGCCACGCACACUGGGGAGAAGCCCUACAAGUGUCCCGAGUGCGGCAAGCGCUUCGGCCAGAACCACAACCUCCUCAAGCACCAGAAGAUCCACGCCGGCGAGAAGCCGUACCGGUGCACCGAGUGCGGCAAGAGCUUCAUCCAGAGCUCCGAGCUGACCCAACACCAGCGCACGCACACCGGCGAGAAGCCCUACGAGUGCCUCGAGUGCGGCAAGAGCUUCGGCCACAGCUCCACCCUCAUCAAGCACCAGCGGACCCACCUGCGCGAGGACCCCUUCAAGUGCCCCGUCUGUGGCAAGACCUUCACCCUGAGCGCCACGCUGCUGCGGCACCAGCGCACGCACACAGGCGAGCGGCCCUACAAGUGCCCCGAGUGCGGCAAGAGCUUCAGCGUCAGUUCCAACCUCAUCAACCACCAGCGAAUCCACCGCGGCGAGCGGCCCUACAUCUGCGCCGACUGUGGCAAGAGCUUCAUCAUGAGCUCCACGCUCAUCCGCCACCAGCGAAUUCACACGGGCGAGAAGCCCUACAAGUGCUCCGACUGCGGGAAGAGUUUCAUCCGCAGCUCCCACCUCAUCCAGCACCGUCGCACCCACACGGGCGAGAAGCCCUACAAGUGCCCCGAGUGCGGCAAGAGCUUCAGCCAGAGCUCGAACCUCAUCACGCACGUGCGCACCCACAUGGAUGAGAACCUCUUUGUGUGCUCCGACUGCGGGAAGGCCUUCCUGGAGGCGCACGAGCUGGAGCAGCACCGGGUGAUCCACGAAAGAGGGAAGACGCCAGCCCGGAGAGCUCAGGGCGACACUCUGCUGGGGCUCGGGGACCCAGCCCUGCUAACCCCGCCCCCUGGAGCCAAACCACACAAGUGUCUUGUCUGUGGAAAGGGGUUCAACGACGAGGGCAUUUUCAUGCAGCAUCAGAGGAUCCACAUCGGAGAAAACCCCUACAAAAAUUCAGAUGGCCUCCUUGCACACCCAGCCCCCAAGCCUCCUCAGUUUCGAUCUCCCAGGCUCCCUUUUGGAGGCAAUUCCUAUCCAGGUGCUUCAGAGGGCAGAGCUGAGCCCCCAGGACAGCCCUUUAAAAUGCCUGAGGGGCAGGAGAGCUUUAGCCAAAGGCUGGGCCUGCUCUCCUCCAAGUCCUACAUUUGCUCCCACUGUGGAGAAAGCUUUCUGGAUCGGGCUGUGCUCCUCCAACACCAGCUCACCCACGGCAACGAGAAGCCCUUUCUGUUUCCUGAUUAUAGGAUUGGUUUAGCAGAAGGGGCAGGGCCCAGUCCCUUCCUAAGUGGAAAGCCCUUUAAAUGCCCUGAAUGCAAAAAAAGCUUUGCCCUCAGCUCUGAGCUGCUGCUGCACCAGAAAGUCCAUGCAGGUGGGAAACCACAGAAGAGUCCAGAGCUGGGGAAGAGCUCUUCUGUCCUCCUGGAGCACCUCAGGAGCCCCCUGGGGGCCAGACCCUACAGCUGCUCAGAUUGUGGGGCCUCCUUCCUGGAUCGCCUGGCCCUCAUCCGGCACCAGGAAACCCACACCCAAGAAAAGUCCCCCAGACCCGAAGACCCCCUUCCAGAGCCAGUCACCCUGUCCACAAGCCAGGAAGAUGAAGGGGAGGCCCCCACCCCCACAGGGAGCAGUAGCCAUGAGGAAGGGGAGACCCCCAAAACCCUUUUGGAAGAAAAGCCCUAUUUGUGCCCCGAGUGUGGAGAUGGCUUCACAGAAGUCGCAGCCCUCCUUCUCCAUAGGAGCUGCCACCCAGGGGUCACCCUGUGAAAUGGGCCUGGGGGCCAGGGCCUCUCCUGAGAGGAACACUGGAUCUCCCCAAAUGAUUAUGCGAGAAAAGGAAGAAAACCUUAUCAGAUUGUAGAGAUGUGGAGGAUGAGGACCCUGGGUAAAAAUAGUGCUUUUAUAUGAGUGAUAAGAAACCCUAUAAGUUGUUGGCGGGAACCACUUAUAAUGCAGUAGAGAAAAACUGGGGUUAGGAACCCUAUAAAUAUGUAGGAAAAAAAGCCCUUUAAGUCUGUAGCAGAAAAUCCCUAUAAACCAUAGUGGAUAAAAGCCCUAUUAAUUGUAGGAUGAGGUCCCAAUAUGUCUCUAGACAACCCUAUAAAACUGUACCGAAAUCCUUGUGAAACUAUAGGGUCGGGGAAGUGCAGGGAAUAUACAAUGGUGUUGACUUGGGAGCAGUGACCCUCGGAAGGUGUGGAAGAGCCUCCCGUGAACUUGUUGCCCAGGGCUCCCUCCUGCCACGUGGGAGGGGGGCUCCUUCCCAGCAGCCGUGGACACUUCCGCUGAGUAAACCGCUAGGUGCGGGAUAGUGUGGCAGUCGGGUGGGACUGGGAAAGGAAAACAGGAUGGGAGACCCCGCGGAGAAGUGGCCCAGGAACUAGGAAGAGGAAAUCUAGUCAUUGCGCGGGGUUUCCUGGGGGCACAAGGCCAGUCGGAGGUGAACAGUGCGUGCGAGAGGGAGAGGCCCAUGGAAUUCCAUCAGAAAGAGGCCAAAAGUGGGGAAGGAAAAAAAUGUUGAGCCUUUUUGAAGGCUGAAGUUUGGGGUGCAUAAAACUUUUAAGUGUAAGAGUACUGGGGAACCACCCCAAAAAUUUAGGGGGAAGAGUCAGGGGAUUCUGUCACAGUGCUUUGAGGGAAGGAAACCAAGUAGCAAAACUGUCCAGGUGGAACCCAGCAAACUCCAGGCUGUCUUCCCGUUUCCGGGAGCUUGUUAAACUCCAAGUGCAAGCAGAUCCUGGCCGGGCCGCCAGGGUCCUCUCCCAGCCGGGCAGGACGACCCUUUCCUGCAGACUUCUGUUCUGAGAGGCCUCCUGGAAUGGAGGGUCCCUCCCGCUACAUCUCAGGUCUCACUGUCAGGAGGUUCCUCCUGAAAUCUAACUGCCACCAGUGUCGCUGCAGUGGCAGCCCGUUUCCUCGAAUUCUGUCCUCAGUGAAGAGGGAGGACUGCUGCUAGUCGACCUCCAAAGAAUAAAGCCCUUCAGAGACUCAAGGCCUGUGUGUGGUUAAAUCCUCUAGACUGCUCUUCUCCAAGUCAGCGAGAGCCACAUGUAGGUUCUCUGGCAACGAGGGACGGCAAGUUGACAGAAUAGAGCUUUGAUUAGCCAGCAACCUGCUCUUAAAUCUCAGUCUCCUCCAAGCUGAUAGCAAGGCUGCGGGCAGGAUGAGCCAGCCUGCACAUAUGAUGGGUGUCCAAACACCCCACGGAAGAGAGUAUGGAGCCCUGACCACCUUCCUCCAGUAGCUGGAGCCCUCUGAAGUCGUGACAACCCAGCCUGAUUGCGGUUUUGGGAAGGGAUGGAUUCCACCUACUUGGCUUCUCUCCUUAGCCAGAAACCUUCAGAGGGGAAUGGAAAGAUGAGAACCACACCCUUGCCAGACCCAUCUCCUGUCCCCACACACCACACACUGUUACACACUUCCAUUAACCCAGCCAGACCCGCUAACGUGUGUGUGGCAGGGGAGAGACUGUUGCCCUCUAAAAUGGUUGGAAAAAACUCUUGAAACAUCUGUAACAAGAACCCAUCCCCUAAGCCUGUAGACUCCAUCCAGUGCUGGGUCCAAAGGAAGUGCCCAUUGACCCCAUGCUGCCACCAGUAAUGCACUGUGGUCCUGGAGUAAGAGAACCAACGUGCCAGGUGAGGUGGCGCCCGUCAGGAGUCACAUCCCCUAGAGGGUGACCCAGAAUCCUACAAAGCUGUGGAAGAGACCUCUAAUUUCAUUACCUGAAGUUCAAAAGGUGAAAGUCUUUCACCUUUCAUCUACCCUGCCCCCCAAAGGAUAACCCGCAAACUCAAAGGAUCAAAAUCUAGAACACUAGUUGGAAAAGGCCAGGCCUGCUGGGGAGAAGGCAGGCAUUGCAUGAUUGUGGGGAGACCCUUUCUACCCUCUGCAUUAAAGCCCCACUGACCCCAGUGCCAGGUUGGAAAGCACUACUGAGGGGAGGAGCCUGCCUGCCGAAGCUCUGCUGACAAGCGUCCACAAAGGGGGUGUCCCUGUGAGACUGAGGAACAGGACACAGUCCUCCAAGUCAAAGCAGAUUCUUUUCCCUCUAAGAUGGUAGGAGAAAGAAACUCCAGUUGUAGACAAACCCCUUUUAAAGCUAGAAGCAGAACCCCCAGAGCAGGUCUGAGAAAUCUUUCUCCAGAAGAGUCCUGGGGAGCAGCCUUCGAAGCUCGGGGGCCAGUCCGGGGGGAGGUGGGCAGUGUGGUCAGAGGCCAACUGCAGGCCGACUGAGGACUUGGGUGUAGCAUAUGUAGUGUGAUGCUCGCAUGUUGUAGGAACUGGUUGGGGCUGGGAGUUUAGGCUCUGGUACUUCAAUGGAUGAUGCGGAUACGAUGAGUUGGGUCUGGGGUUUUGUAGCAAGAAAGGGGCAGAGUCGGAGACCUUUGGGUAUGACCUGUUCUUUGGGUAUUGCCCACCACCCUAAACUCCUUUAGCCAGGUGCUUCCCAAAAUAAGCUACAUCUUGGAAGGAACUAAGCAGGGAACUGGCAGGGGGAGGUGGCAGUGUCCAGAGUCCCUCUGAUCAGCUCCGGCAAAGGCCCAGCUCAUUCUGGAAGGCCUCUUGUCCAGCUCCGUGCAGGCCUGACUCCAGAAGUGCCCCAGUUGAGGAGCCCAUAGAUAGGGUCACAGAGUCAUUGGUGAAAGCAGAGGGAAGAGUAGAAACUGAUCUGAGCUUAGGGUGAAACUUGAAACUGCUAUGGAUAUGGAGGUCAAAUGGGAACUCGAAAGAACUGGGCAUGAAUCCUGAAUGAUGGGGAAACUUGAAACCAUCACAGUCAAGAGGUGGGGUUCCAUGACACCUGCCCGAGUCGAGCAGCCCUAGACGCCUUUGCCUUCAUUAGGGAAGCCCCACUUACCUAACUUGCCCACCUGGAGUGAAGAGAGGCCCCACUUUUGAGUGUUGUGUGUCAAUAACAGUGUUGUGUCACUGGUGGUCAUGUUGAUUAGCUGAAGAGAAUAAAGGGAAUAAGGUUUCCCAGGUG